Molecule: messenger RNA, 2625 nt
Organism: Salpingoeca rosetta
Lineage: Eukaryota; Choanoflagellata; Craspedida; Salpingoecidae
Exons: 10
Coding region: 1-2625 (874 amino acids)
Source: RefSeq, a predicted model, not a curated record
AUGGGCCGCUCCCUCAACCACCGCAACACCGGCACCGUCGAGUUCCUCGUCGACACAUCCGAUGGCCGCCAUUGUUUCGUGGAGGUGAACCUACGCAUCCAAGACGCGGGGAUGGCGUGCAUCACCACGGAUGACCCGCUCAACGAUUUUGCCCCGAUACAGCGGAACGAGCCAUUCACCCGGCAGCCGCCAGUUGGCCACGAACCGGAGCCAUACACAACAGCAGCACCACCACUGGCACAUGGCGACGAGGGUGAUGGAGAGGAGGCGUCGCUUGGGCCGUUUGACGUGCUCGUGUACCACAUGGGCAUGCUUGAGCUGGUGCGCGCGCUCCUUGGCAAGCAGCAGGCAUCAUCAGCAUUUCACCGCUGGACGAACAUCAGGGGCAGGUGGUCCGCGUCAGGUGAGCUGCUGCUGACUGGUUGGAGCUGCGCGACGCGUAAGGUUGGCGAGCGCCUCCUGAGGGAGAUGACGAACUUCCCUAUUGGGCAGGUGCAGCGGACGGCCCGCCGCGACCGGGACUGCCCCGCCUGGACGGCGGACGAGCUGUGGUCCGUGUGGGUCGAGCCCGUGCCCGAAGGUCUUGAGGAGGUGUUGCCCUCGCUCGCCAAGGCAAACAGUGGCUUUCACUCCCACACGUACAAGCGGCACGGCAACCGCGUCAGGGGCAUAUUCAGGUUUGUGUCACGGGAGAGCGCGGAGCUGAUGGUCCGCCUGUACGACCAGCGGGAGGUGCUGGGCACGAAGCUCAACGUGUUCCCAGACCCAAAGGCAAAGAACUGGAAGAGCAAGGGCAAGGACUCCACGUCCUCCUCCCCUGCGUCCCCAACAUCCAUCACGCCGGCGCCUGUUGCGGGCCAGGCAAAGCGCAUCACGUUCUACCUGACCGAGGCAGGCAGGAAGCGUGACAGCAAAAGGCCUGACUGCCGCCAUGCGACGCUGGAGCGCGCCGGCGUCAACUUCCAGUCGCUGCAGGUCUUCCCGGACCUGCGCUGUGCGAGCGUGGACGGGGUUGCCGACAGCGAGGAGACGUUUCGGAGCCUGCUGCCACUGCCCAUUGACACGGCAGCGAGCGCCUGUCGUCUGGAGGCGCGGCACGCACCGCUGCACCGCAUUGUCGUCACCUGUACCUUGCACAGCAAGCCCACCACGGGCCGCGACAUUGUGCAGGCGUUUGAGUUGUCCCUCGAGGACACGCUGUCCCACAUCCAGCCGUUUGCCAACACCCGCAUAACUGAACAAGAACAAGAACAAGGGGAACAGCAGCAGCAGGAUGGUGGAGGUGAUAGUGAGGCACAUGAUGUUGCUGCCAAGCCCACGGCUGUGCACGACCCUCAUCAGUACAAGAAAGAUGGCGAUGCUGGCAGUGACUACAGCAAGAACCGCAGUUCGUCCUCUGAGACCACACUGCAGCGCGUGUUUGUGCUGGAGACAACGGACACGCGUGCGGCGCAUGCGUGCGUGCGCAAGAUGCAGUUUGCCACCUCCGUCUCGCACACGUUUGUGGCGCGGCUGUGCUACCCGAACGACAUGCACGUGGCGGUGCUCGACCCCAAGCUGGGCGGCCUCCUGUCGGACCUCGUCGACGCAUUCAACAAGAGCAGCGUGUCCAAGGACUUGAAUGUGCUGGCGGCUGCAACUAUGGGCAACCGCAUCUGCUUCACGGGCAGUACCGCCGUGCUGGUGUGGUCGCAGGCCAAGCUGCUUGCAAGCUUACUCGCGCCGACCUUCCACCCGUGUGCCCGCAGCGACCGCGUGCUGGGCGACGACAAGAUCAUGGAGCACGUGCUGAACGACUACGGCCUCAAGCUCGUGCGCUACCCGACGCUUGGCCUGCUGCCCUACGCAGACACGACACACGGGGCCAUGCGGGAUGUGGAGUUUGUGCGGCCGCCGCCCGUCACCAGCACCCCGCCCAUCGCAUCGCCCGUGGCACCCCAGCAGGCGCUGAUACACACGUGCGACCUGGACGGCGCCAUGCUGCUGGAGUACUCGCUGUACUACUACCUGGAUCAGGACAGGGAGCGCGGGCUCAGCUACAUCAACAGCACCGUCGGCGCCAACAUCAAGUCGCAGACAACGAUCAGCCCCAGCGCGGAGGACAGGGACGCGUGCGCCUCGAGCGUGCCCGUGACCGUGGAGGGCAUGCAGCGGCAGCUGACGGCGUUUGACAACGCGGUGCAGGACACCCUCAAGGAGUACCUGUGCCACGUGCUCGACCUUCCGGUCAUUGACACGUCGCACGUGCCGGAGAUGUCCGAGGCAGACGUCACCUUCCUGAAGCGCAAGCUGUUCAACUAUCUCACCAAGGCCAGCCGCACGCUGUGCCGCAAGCAGGACGGCGUGGUGAGCUACGUUGCGCCGCAGGACGUGAUUGGCACGCCCACUGAGCGCAAUACGGUCAUCCCUACGAUGGAGUCGACGUUCCGCACCAUCGCCCACAUCCGGCCCACACGCUACGUGUGCCAGGUGCCCAUGUCCGUGGCCAAGGAGUUGGUUGCUGGACAGCGAGCUGAAGCGGCUGCGCAAGAAGGCGUUGGUGCUGAUGCCGGUUAUACCGCAAGCACGGGCGCUGCUUCUGUCACUUCAGACGGCGCUCUUCCUGUUGUACCGAGAUGUCGGUAG